Messenger RNA from Suillus subaureus, 628 nucleotides. RefSeq lists its product as uncharacterized. The transcript is spliced from 5 exons. Bases 17 to 346 code for a protein of 109 amino acids. NCBI's taxonomy places the organism in Eukaryota, Fungi, Basidiomycota, Agaricomycetes, Boletales, Suillaceae. The record is from RefSeq and is a predicted model, not a curated record.
CAUACCUUAACGCUUAAUGGCUCCAGAUCCCGGGAGAGAACACUCAUCAAUCUUCAUUCUUUUCAUCUUACCCUACAUCCUGCUAUCAGGUUAUACACUUACCUUGGCGGGCCAUGGCAUCCUCAUAGGUAAUUUGUAUUACCUGUCUUCGGCAGCCUCGCAGUAUCUGGGCACACUGAACCACAGCUUGGGGUGUGUUUCCCAACUGGUCAAUUGGGUCACCAUACUCACAUAUCUGAUUGUUAUAUCACUCUUCCAGGGAGUGGGAAAGAGAAGGUCCAUUUUCAGAUCUAUGGGAGAUCCCAGAAGAAUCUGCCAGCAUGGAACCACUACCUUAUUUGUCUGAUUUUUGUACUUUGUAUCUAGUGGUUCCUGUGACAUGACUGUGGCUCCACAGGGUGUUGUGGUCUAGCUCUAGUGUUGCUGACAUGUUCUAACAGGUUGGGCUGGGCUGAGUGUCAGCUUGGGGUGGUAUGUGAGCAGGUGGAGCUGCUCAGGAGGGCAGGAAACCUGCUCAUGAAAUUCAAACAUGCCAAUGACAUAACAAGUAGCUAUUCAAUGCAACUGUAAUGAAGGACUCCACUAAAAUUAUGACUGCUUGAAGGGGCCACACUUUCAAAGAACUAUG